This is a messenger RNA of Penicillium angulare, 1563 nucleotides long. RefSeq lists its product as uncharacterized. Lineage: Eukaryota; Fungi; Ascomycota; Eurotiomycetes; Eurotiales; Aspergillaceae. The transcript is spliced from 3 exons. Gene Ontology annotation, biological process: carbohydrate transport; transmembrane transport. Gene Ontology annotation, molecular function: carbohydrate:proton symporter activity. Gene Ontology annotation, cellular component: membrane. The record is from RefSeq and is a predicted model, not a curated record. The coding region runs from base 1 to 1563 and encodes 520 amino acids.
AUGUCUACCGACAAAGAUGAACUUGGCCCAAUGGAAGUUGAGCACAUUGAUUGCUCCGACCGCCCUGGUCACAAUGACCAGAGCGCGAUCAACUGGCUCCUCAUUGUAGCUUGUGCGGUGUUUGGAGCCGCAUCGUUUAUGUUUGGGUACGACGAUAAGGUCAUAUCCCCGAUCAUUGCAUUGCCAGCAUUUGUUGCGAGAUUUCAGGGUGGCGACCCAGCAGCUAGUAGCCUCGUCCUUACAGCUCGCAACCAGAACCUGGUGAUUUCCAUUCCCAUAGUGGGCGAUGUUAUUGGAAGUCUCUUCGCACCGUUCCUUACUUUCCACAUGGGAAGAAAAUGGCCAUUGGUGGUGGCCUACGUUAUAUCUUUAGGCGGCAGUCUGCUACAGGUCUUUGCACCGAACCUGGGAGGCUUUGUAGCCGGACGGGCCGUGAAUGGAAUUGCUAUUGGAAUUGCAAUCUCUAUCGCACCUUUGUACCUCUCAGAGGUUGUUCCCGCCUCCAUUCGAGGCAGGUGUGUCAGUUCUAUUAAUAUCUUGAAUCUUAUAGCAGGAGUAAUCGGCACAGGGGUGGUUUGGGGUACUAAGAGACUAAAUGGCCAUUUAUCUUACAAGAUCCCGCUAGCUAUACAGUGUGUGAUUCCUGUGAUCCUAUUUGUUAUGACUAUACCACUGCCCGAAAGUCCGGAAUGGCUUGUAUCCAAAGGAAAUAUGGAACAGGCCCGACACAAUCUCCGGAAACUCCGGGGAUAUUCCGAUGAACAUAUCGAUGAAGAACUACGACUCAUGGUCUUAUGUGAGAAAAACAAUCGUGAAAUGAGGGCUGACGUCAAGUUCUGGCAUAUAUUUCGACGAGACCAUCUCCAAAGAACUCUGGUCGCAGGGUCUUUCUACUCGCUUAAUCAAAUCUCGGGCGUUAUUCUUUCUACGACAUACACGACCAUUUUCCUCACGGAACUUGGAGUUGCGGACCCCUUUUCAUUGACCAUCAUUGCAUCAUGCUGUACGUUGGCUGGUACUCUCGCCGCUCCACUAGUCAUCGACCGUGCUGGUCGGCGUCCCACAGCAUUUUUUGGAAUGGGCAUCUUGUUUGUGAUAGAUGUGAUCGCUGGUGGCCUUGCAUUUGACACCGGCAAUAAACACUCAACUAUUACCAUCGCCGCGUUAUCCUUCAUUUUCAAUUUCUUCUGGGCUUCAUCCUUCUACUCUCUGUCAAAUGUGAUGCCUUCCGAGAUGGCCACAACCAAACUUCGCCAUUACGUGAUGUCCUACACUAUUGCCUGCCAGGGUAUCACUGCCGUCAUUACUACUCUUGCCGUCCCACAAAUCACGUCUGCUGAUGCAGCUGGUCUUGGUGCCAAAACUUACCUCAUUUUUGCCGGCUGUAUGGCCGCUAUCUUAGUCUUUACAUACUUUUUCAUGCCAGAGACACGAGGCCGGACCUUUGCAGAGAUUGACGAGAUGUAUGCUGCCAAAGUUCCAGCAUGGAAGUGGCGAUCUUACCAUACUUCGUUAGAAGCGAGAACUGGUGUAUCGACUUUGGGAUCUGCUGAGAAACCGUAG